GCAAUGUCGCAGAUCGUUUACCAGUCUGACUUUGGUUGGGUUUUGCGGCCUCACCUUUACACUCUCGGCGACGCCUGGCAUUGGCCAGCAUCCGCCUUCGACGUUCUAGCCCCAUAUACUGCACGAACAAAGCAACAUGUAUCAAAGGCGUUACCGGUGGAGCAGGGAGAUGCGGGAGUCGACGCACCAAAUGUUCGCAAACGCAAACGCUCCAAGCAAGUCAAAUCGGACCAUGUAAAUAAGCAAAAUGGAAUAAAUGAGCUGCACAGCUCUAUUUGCCACUGGCUUUCGGAAGCGCAUGCAAGUCUGGUCCUUCAUUCGGGAACGUUUCCAUUGCCGACGACCGCUGCGGUCGCCGAUACCAGUAGCGGGGCUUCUAUAGAUGACUUGGAUUUUAUCAAGUUUAGAGAAUUAGCGGAUAUUGCGGAUUCCUCCAAACACGCUCUAGAAUCGGAGGAGACGGAUCAAGCGUGUGGUAUUGUGCCAGUGGAUGAUGUUUCUAGAGAAUUGGAUAUCAGCAGCUUAUACCAUCAAUUCAUCUCCAAUGAUUCGGAUGAGUGCAAAACCCUGCCAGUAUUGGGGCAUUCCUUCAUUGUACCACCUCACUCCGUCUUCCUUAUGUCGGACUUGUCUCAAGCCCAAUUGCUCAGAUCACUAAAUCCUUUCGAUUUCAUACUGAUGGAUCCACCCUGGCCAAAUAAAAGUGUUCGAAGGGCUGGGAAAUACCAAGAAAUUGAUAUCUAUGACUUGUUCCGACUGCCCUUGAAACAUCUGAUCAAACCCGGAGGUUGUCUGGCUGUGUGGGUAACAAACAAACCGAAAUACCAGCGCUUUGUUCGCGACAAGCUCUUCAGUGCAUGCGGCUUAGCUUACGUCGCAGAAUGGUAUUGGCUUAAAGUUACCUUGAAGGGAGAGUGGGUUGUAGACCUGGACAGCCUUCACAGAAAGCCAUACGAAGUGUUAAUUAUAGGAAGAGCGCAGCACGCUAGCAAUAGUCACCCAGACCCCGUAGCCUCCUUACCAACAAGGAGAGCCAUAUGCAGCGUACCCAGUAAACAUCAUUCUCGAAAACCGCUCUUAGAUGAUGCUAUCGCCCCGUUCUUGCCAAGAGACGCACAAAAACUCGAGAUCUUUGCAAGAAAUCUACUUCCAGGAUGGACGUCAUGGGGAAACGAAGUCCUGCGGUUCAAUGAUGUGCAAUACCUCACUCAGACAACCGAAGGGUAUCUCGCACCGCCGCCAACAGAGUUGGGAUAGUGGCAGUUAUUCUCCAUUUCGUACGUGCAGUCUCUGCUAUUUGUCUCUACAUGCACGUCGGGGCUUUUCUUUGAAAGAGGAGAAUCCGAAUGGGAAACCGCGCAAUCGCCGACGUCGUGAUCAUGACGACUCCGCUCUGCGCCGAAAAGUCAGGGACACCCUGCGACCGCGCUCAAUCGGUUCGCCGCAGUAAUGAUCUACUUGAUUUUUUGAUAUACUGUGCGUGAAAUUGUACCUUGAAUCCCCGGUGAGAACCAACAACGACCGGGGCCCUAAAAUCAUGCAUACCAGAUGAGAUUCCUAAUGUGCAACCCAAUAUGAACGACGAUCGUGAUCUUGCAAUACUCACGCAGCAAAAUGUCUACACUUUCUCCAGAAUCCCUCUUGCUAAAUGUCAUUACGCAAGGAGUGAGCAGUGAUAGCGAGGUUACUGUAGAC
Molecule: messenger RNA, 1695 nt
Organism: Spizellomyces punctatus DAOM BR117
Lineage: Eukaryota; Fungi; Chytridiomycota; Chytridiomycetes; Spizellomycetales; Spizellomycetaceae
Exons: 6
Coding region: 4-1257 (417 amino acids)
Cellular component (GO): RNA N6-methyladenosine methyltransferase complex; nucleus
Molecular function (GO): methyltransferase activity; nucleic acid binding
Source: RefSeq, a predicted model, not a curated record